Molecule: messenger RNA, 1437 nt
Organism: Trypanosoma conorhini
Lineage: Eukaryota; Euglenozoa; Kinetoplastea; Trypanosomatida; Trypanosomatidae
Exons: 1
Coding region: 1-1437 (478 amino acids)
Source: RefSeq, a predicted model, not a curated record
AUGUUUGAGGGGCCGGUGGAGUGCUGCGAGUGUGCUGCCCCCGUCGGCGACGAGGGGGCGCUGCGGGCGGUGCUCAUCCUGCCGUGCCAGCACCUCCUCCACGCAGGCUGUGUGGAUUACAUUCGCAAGCGAAGGAAGCUGGAACAGCUGAUCGUUCGGGGCGAUCGGGGCGGGAUGGGCGCGGCGCAGCCCGCGCACCUCAAGUUAGCUGGGGGGAAAAUUGACACCAAGAGCAGCGGCAGCAGCGGCAGCGGCAGCGGCAGCAACGUGGAUGGCGGUGGCAGCCGUCUUGUUGCGUGCCCGGCGUGCAUGGUGCCCAUUCGGCGUCUCAUUCCGCUGUUUCCCAGCGGUGGGGAUGCGCGGGCUGCGGCGAGGGUCGGUGGUGGCGGUGAGGCCGAAUCGCACUUCACUACCACGCACAAGGCGCAGAAGAGCCACAUUGCCCAGCUCCGCGCGCUCUACGAGCAGCGGGAGCGGGUGACGCAGCUGACACGCACGUGCGCCCUCAUGCACGAGCGCCUCUCGGAGGCGCAGGCGGAGGUGGACCGGUUGUCAAGGGUCCUCCCAAGCGUGGCGCCCGCCGCACACGUGCCGCAGCUGGCGGGGGAAAAUUUGUGCGUGGAGGGCAUGACCGCCACGGAGCUGGAGAUGUACAUCCUGCAUUCCUCAGCGACGCUUGAGGAGCUAGAGCACGACGUUGGCGAGCAGCGACGGCUGGCGGAGAAAAAGCGGAGGAAAUUGAGCCAUUUCCACGCGCGGUUUCAGGCGAUGAAGGCGCUGGGGGAGAGUGCGCGGCACACCCACCGGAGGAAGGAGGAGACGUCGUCGAGCGGCAACGAGUCGCCCGGGCAUUCUGUGGGCCGCGGCCGGCGCCCGCGUGUGCCGCCUGUGGUUGAUGUGGAGGAAGAGGAGUCCGCCGCCAAGACGCGGGCGAUGAGUGUCUCCUCCGGAAGCGGCAUCUGCGAUGGGGAGGAGCAAAACCAACCGCGGCAGCAGCGCGAGGCGGCGGAGGAGCGCGGGUUUGUCAAGGCCAACCUCGACGGCGGCGUUGAUGCCGCUGAGGAGGGGGCGGAGGACGGCGGCGACGACGAUGUCGUGUACGUUGACCAUACGGCCCCGCACUUCGCGAGUAGUGGGAGCAGCGGCAGCCCAACCGCGGCCGAUGCCUCCUCCCACGCUUGGCGAACACCUACCGGCACCGAGGUGAGUAUGGACGGGCGCAGUCGCGGCGAGAGCAACCGCGGCAGUGGAAAUGACGGCGUAUUCGUAGCGGAUGUUGGCGGCGAUGACGGCGGCGACGAUGCUAUGAUGUGCUACAGUCCCAUGCCGCGGGCGGCACCGCUCCAGCAGUCCGGGAUUCGCGUGCCGAACGCCGCACGUCUUCUCCCAAGGCGCGAGGAUCGGCUGUGGCAGCCGUCGCUGGAAGGUCUCUUGUGA